AUGGCACAACGUCUUACUUACAGACGGCGUUUAAGUGGUAAACUUACAUGGCUUUACGAAAAGAAACCUGCCAAAGGUCUUCAUUGUGGUGACUGUGGGAUUAGAAUUCCUGGUAUCCCUGUCCUUCGACCACGUGAAUACGCAAGAAUUUCUAAACGACAAAAGAAAGUACAACGUGCCUAUGGAGGUAGUCGUUGUGCUAAAUGUGUUAGAAAUCGCUAUGUCAUUGUCCGGGCAUUUUUAAUUGAGGAACAGAAGAUUAUCAAAAAAGUUCUUAAGGGUCAAGCUAAACCACCCAAGAAGAAGAAGUAA
Entrophospora sp. SA101 is the source of this 312-nucleotide messenger RNA. Lineage: Eukaryota; Fungi; Glomeromycota; Glomeromycetes; Entrophosporales; Entrophosporaceae. The record is from the annotation of a GenBank genome assembly.